Molecule: messenger RNA, 3554 nt
Organism: Sphaeramia orbicularis (orbiculate cardinalfish)
Lineage: Eukaryota; Metazoa; Chordata; Actinopteri; Kurtiformes; Apogonidae
Gene: galnt4
Product: POC1 centriolar protein homolog B (Chlamydomonas), like
Exons: 11
Coding region: 220-1965 (581 amino acids)
Biological process (GO): protein O-linked glycosylation
Cellular component (GO): Golgi apparatus
Molecular function (GO): polypeptide N-acetylgalactosaminyltransferase activity
Source: RefSeq, a predicted model, not a curated record
GUCAGAAGCCCAACGUGGAGGAGGAGAGGAGGAUGUGGGUAUGCUGACAUCUGCAAGCCAGAGGUGUAAGUGGAAGGAGACCGAGGGGAAGCUGUCGAACUACGGACUGAGUCACCUGGAAGAAAACUCCGAGACAUGUAACUUGUUGUGAAGUGGUUCGUGUCCUGUAGGGCACCCUGACACUCAACCGGUCACAGUGCCUCCCCGGGGCUUGCUGCCAUGAGGGGCCGCUGCUCUCGAAAACUGGGCGUGCUGGCCAAGGCGAUCUUCCUACUGUGGCUGCUGUGGCUGGGCUACCUUUUCUUAGCACGUUCCACUUUUCCCUCCUCCUCCUCUUCCAUAGAGGAUGAUGUUGACGACCAUCAUGUUGUGGCGCACCAGCGGGACGUAGAAGACAGCCAGCUCGCUAAACCCCUCUACAGUAAACCACUGCCGGACAACAAUGCACCAGGGGAGUGGGGUCGGGCCACACACCUCAACCUCAGCCCUGAAGAAAAGAAGCUGGAACAGGACAGUAUAGAACGCUAUGCUCUCAAUAUCUACGUCAGUGAUAAAAUUUCCCUUCACCGGCACAUCCAGGACCACAGGAUGACUGAAUGCCGAAGCAAGAAAUUUGACUACCGACGGUUACCCACCACCUCAGUGAUCAUAGCGUUCUACAACGAGGCCUGGUCCACGCUGCUGAGGACGAUUCACAGUGUCCUGGAAACCACACCUGCCAUCCUCUUAAAAGAGAUUAUCCUCAUUGAUGACUACAGUGAUCGAGGCUACCUGAAAUCUCAACUGGCUGACUACAUCAGUAAUCUGGAACGUGUUCGACUCAUCCAAACCAACAAAAGGGAAGGACUUGUUCGUGCACGUCUCAUUGGUGCCACCUAUGCUACUGGAGACGUACUUACAUUUCUGGACUGCCACUGCGAAUGUGUCCCUGGAUGGAUCGAGCCUCUUUUGGAAAGGAUCAGUGAGAAUAAAAGUACCAUUGUGUGCCCUGUCAUUGACACUAUUGAUUGGAACACCUUCGAGUUUUAUAUGCAAACUGAUGAGCCGAUGAUCGGAGGAUUUGACUGGAGACUCACCUUUCAAUGGCACUCAGUUCCCGAAGUGGAGCGUAAGAGGCGAAAGUCUCGCAUUGACCCCAUCAGGUCUCCUACAAUGGCAGGAGGAUUAUUUGCUGUGAGCAAGAACUACUUUGAGUACCUGGGAACAUAUGAUAUGGGGAUGGAGGUGUGGGGAGGAGAGAACCUGGAACUUUCCUUCAGGGUGUGGCAGUGUGGGGGCAGCCUGGAGAUUCAUCCCUGUUCUCAUGUGGGCCACGUGUUCCCUAAGAAGGCCCCUUACGCACGGCCAAACUUUCUUCAAAACACUGUAAGAGCUGCUGAGGUUUGGAUGGACUCUUAUAAACAACACUUCUACAACAGGAAUCCCCCAGCGAGAAAGGAGACCUACGGGGAUAUCUCACAACGUCUACUGCUAAGGCAGAAGCUGAAGUGCAACAGUUUUGAUUGGUAUCUGAAGAAUAUUUACCCUGAGCUCCAUGUACCAGAGGACAGGGAGGGCUGGCAUGGGGCUGUGCGCAGCUCAGGGAUACACUCAGAGUGUCUGGACUACAACGCUCCAGAGCACAGUCCCACCGGUGCCCACCUCUCUCUGUUUGGCUGCCACGGUCAGGGAGGCAACCAGUACUUUGAAUACACAUCUCAGAGGGAGAUCCGUUUCAACUCCGUCACAGAGUUGUGUGCUGAAGUGUUGGAGGGACAGACUUCCAUUGGGAUGAGGCACUGCCCUCGUGAUGGAGACCUCAAACCAUCAAGUAUUGUCUGGGAGUUCAGAAAUGACGGGACCAUCUACCACCCUCACUCAGACACGUGCGUCACCGCCUACCGCACACCGGAGGGCCGCACGGACGCGCAGAUGAGGAAAUGUAACCCCAGAGACAAAAACCAGCAGUGGAAGUUCGAGUGGUAGAAGGAGAAAGUGAAAAACAGCAGCAGGGAAACCGUCAAGUGACCUUCUUUUGACCACAGUGCAAUUACUACAGCGGGAGUCUUCCUCCGCUGUUCACCACUGUCCCUCACUCCAGCUCUGUGCUUCGUUUAAAAAGGAAGGGCAAGCAAAACAAAAGGCAGUGGAAAGUCACUCGAAGCCAAUGAUUCACUCGAAUUCAGCUUUUGUGCCCUUGUGAAUACCUGAAUAGGUGCAGAUCGUGACACAGAGCGGAGGAGAAUUGCAAAGGUCAGGUUUGUCUGGUUGUUUGAAGGAGACCGACUGAAGACUUUUACUUGGUGUUAAAUUCCAUCCAAGUGCCUCUGCAACCAAAAUGGAGUCCAGCAUCCGUACGCCCGAAGUGUCAUUAUUGUCAUGUGUGUUUUGUCGUUGAACGUUCUAAAACGAUUUGGCUGUCCAGUGUUUGUAAAGAAGUGCCUUUGAAAAGUCAUUGGAAAAACCAUGUUGCACUAUAGAAUGUUUCCUUAACGUGCAAUUAAUAGGAUUAUUAUUAUUAGAUCCUCAUGCUUAUUUUUUCGGAGAUAGGGGAAAAAAAAAAAAAACUAAUUUAAAGGACAGGCUGUUCAAAAGAAGUGCCAGGAAUGUAAGGUCAGCAGCAUUUAGCCCCAAACCAGCUGCUUUGUAACACGCUCUAUCAUGUGAGUGGAAAACAGGGAGAAGUCAGCCACAGUAGACUGCCUCUCUAUUGUAAUCUCAUAUCUGCGGAGCUGGUUUCAGAAUGGAAUGCUGUCUGAACAAGACCCGGAGCACUCUUUUAAGCAUUUCUACAAAGUGCAAUUUUCCUUCAGAGGGAACAAGUCGACAGGAAUGUUGUGAUCUUUUUUUUUUUUUUUUCCCUGUUGUGUAAAAUUAAGAAUACCCAUCCAAAGUCAUCUGUCACUGUGCCUUUUGGGAAGGUUAUCAGCUCUUCAACAGGUGUCGUAGGUGCCCAAACAAUAGUGCCAGUGGACGUUAGAGGUGUUAAAUAUGCUGGAACCAACACUGGCUAAAUGCACUUAAUUUAUAUUUUAGUGACAAAAGCCUUAAAAUGAAGCACCUUUGGAAUGGAAUCCCUCAACUUGUAUGUGCCACACUGUUUUGUUAAGACUCCUGUGUGUAAACUGUACUUGAAAUGGCAAAGACACUCUGUUUUUGUUUUUUGUUUUCACUCUUUUCACUCAAGAUCCCAUUGACAUUUCUGCUGGGGUUUGAGAAGCAACACCCGCGAUGUAACUCUUGUAAUGUUUGCAUAUGUGCAGACGGCUUAUUGCCAAGCAGUGUUUGGUCUCCGCGGCCCUUUGCAUUUAUGAAUAUGAGAUUUUUACUCUAGUCAGUGGAAACGGUGGGAAACAUACAAGAUGACUCCUGUUUUGUGUUUUCUUUUGUAAAUAUUGUUCGGUUUAAGGGACCAGAGGGCCACAGUGCUCAUGUCAAGCACCUCUAAACUACUGAUAAUGCAAAAGGGAUGUUGAUUACUUGAUAUGAAGAAGAGGGGAAUAAAAUGGGAUAAAUCUAUGAAGAAAGAUUACAAAUCUUGGGAUGACUGAAAGAAUAAAAAGACUAACCACAGA